ACUUGGGUAAGCUGAUGACCAACUUGAGAAGCACCCAUCCUCACUUUGUGCGUUGCCUGAUUCCCAAUGAGUCAAAGACUCCAGGUUUGAUGGAGAACUUCCUGGUCAUCCACCAGCUCAGGUGUAACGGUGUGCUGGAGGGUAUCAGAAUUUGCAGGAAAGGUUUCCCCAGCAGAAUCCUCUACGGUGACUUCAAACAGAGAUACAAGGUGCUGAAUGCCAGUGUCAUCCCUGAGGGACAGUUCAUUGACAACAAGAAGGCCUCAGAGAAGCUGCUUGGAUCAAUCGAUGUCAACCAUGAUGAGUACAGAUUUGGACACACCAAGGUUAGUGUUGAUACUUUUUGUUUGUUUGUUUUUACUAAUGUUACUGUUCAUUCAUUUUCCUGA
This is a messenger RNA of Oryzias melastigma (Indian medaka), 389 nucleotides long. Its product is annotated as myosin heavy chain, fast skeletal muscle-like. Gene Ontology annotation, biological process: actin filament organization; vesicle transport along actin filament. The record is from RefSeq and is a predicted model, not a curated record. Lineage: Eukaryota; Metazoa; Chordata; Actinopteri; Beloniformes; Adrianichthyidae. The coding region runs from base 15 to 389 and encodes 124 amino acids. The transcript has 3 exons. Gene Ontology annotation, molecular function: ATP binding; microfilament motor activity; actin filament binding. Gene Ontology annotation, cellular component: actin cytoskeleton; cytoplasm; myosin complex.